Molecule: messenger RNA, 983 nt
Organism: Erigeron canadensis
Lineage: Eukaryota; Viridiplantae; Streptophyta; Magnoliopsida; Asterales; Asteraceae
Product: floral homeotic protein DEFICIENS
Exons: 7
Coding region: 149-838 (229 amino acids)
Biological process (GO): positive regulation of transcription by RNA polymerase II
Cellular component (GO): nucleus
Molecular function (GO): DNA-binding transcription factor activity, RNA polymerase II-specific; protein dimerization activity; RNA polymerase II cis-regulatory region sequence-specific DNA binding
Source: RefSeq, a predicted model, not a curated record
CACACAAAUUAUUAUAUUACAUAUAUCUUCUAUAUAUAUAUAUAUUCAAAACAACUUCAUAAUUUACUUCUUGUUCUUCAGAUCUCAAAGACAACCAAAUUAAACAUAUUUAUUUUUUUACACACAUACAGUAAGUGUGUGUGAAAAAAUGGCAAGAGGAAAGAUUCAGAUCAAGAAAAUAGAGAACUCAACAAACAGGCAGGUGACAUAUUCAAAACGAAGAAAUGGGUUGUUUAAGAAAGCAAGUGAGCUAAGUGUGCUGUGUGAUGCUAAAGUUUCAAUCAUCAUGGUUUCUUGUACUGAUAAGCUUCAUGAGUACACAAGUCCUAACAUCACGACUAAGCAGUUUUUUGAUCAGUAUCAGAAGGCUUCUGGAAUUGAUCUUUGGAAUUCUCAUUAUGAGAAAAUGCAAGAGGAACUGAGGCAGCUUAAGGAAGUGAACAAAAAUCUAACAAUGCAAAUUAGGCAAAGGCUUGGUGAUUGCUUGGAAGAUUCAGGUUUCGAAGAAUUGCUUGAACUUGAGAGGGAGUCACAAGAUGCCGUAACUGUCAUACGUGAACGCAAGCUCAAAGUGAUUGAUAAUAAGCUGCAGACUUCCAAGAAGAAGGUGAGAAGUGCUGAAGAUGUUUACAAAAAGCUGAUGCAUGAAUUUGAUAUAAGAGGGGAAGAUCCACAAUAUGGGAUGAUAGAAGAUGCAAGAGAGUAUGAAGCCGUGUAUGGAUACCCGUCACAUAUUGCUGCGCCACGCAUCCUCACUCUACGACUGCAACCUAACCACCCUGAUCAUCUUCAUGCUGCUGCUGCAUCAGACCUCACCACCUAUUCCUUGCUUGGCUAGCUAGGAAGCUCGUAUUCUUAUAAAAGGUUUAAUUUGUAAGAACAUUAGUUAGUUAGGUAUCUAAAUGUUUUCAAUCUCUACCUGAAACGAGUCGUGACUGUUAAUUUGUCUACUUAAGUACUUAACUAACUGCUAGUGUUUCUGU